Dreissena polymorpha is the source of this 1073-nucleotide messenger RNA. Its product is annotated as max-like protein X. Gene Ontology annotation, biological process: regulation of transcription by RNA polymerase II. The record is from RefSeq and is a predicted model, not a curated record. Gene Ontology annotation, cellular component: nucleus. The transcript is spliced from 9 exons. Gene Ontology annotation, molecular function: protein dimerization activity; RNA polymerase II cis-regulatory region sequence-specific DNA binding; DNA-binding transcription factor activity, RNA polymerase II-specific. The coding region runs from base 132 to 875 and encodes 247 amino acids. Lineage: Eukaryota; Metazoa; Mollusca; Bivalvia; Myida; Dreissenidae.
UUUGUAACCUGAAACAUACCGGAAGUUUAUGUAAACAAAAGUAAACAAGACAGAAAUCAACAUAGAUUCCAAUUUUAAAGCGACCAGUAUUGAAACUUCUAUGUUAAUGUACUGUCUUUUUUAGCAGUGGAAUGGCCAAGCACUCAUUUGGGGAUGGAUCUUAUGAUGGUAAUUACAUAGAAGCUGAGCUGAAGAAGUUCCAGGUGGGUGGUGCCAGUCCUACAGAUGCGACCCAGUUUGUGUUCCUGCACUCGGGUGGAACAGGCAAUGGGUCCAUCCCAGGCUCCUCAGCGUCAUCGGCCCAUAACACAGAUGAUGAAGACAGCGACAACAGCAAGGCUGCCUUGAGCUACAAGGACAGACGAAGGGAGGCUCACACGGCUGCAGAGCAGAAACGCCGGGACGCCAUCAAGCGUGGAUACGACGAGCUACAGAGUAUCGUGCCCACGUGUUCCCAGACAGAGACCCUUGGUCCAACCAAACUGAGCAAGGCCACUGUCCUGCAGAGAUCCAUUGACUACAUCCAGUUCCUGGUUGGACAAAAGCGGAAGCAGGAAGAUGAACUUGAUUCUCUCCGUAAAGAAGUCAUGGCUCUGAAAAUAAUGAAAGCGAACUACGAGCACAUUGUAAAGACCCACCAGAACCAGCCGGUCCAUGGCCAGAACCAGGUGUCUGACUCAGCCAAGUUCCAAGUUUUCAAGCAGAUCAUGGACUCCCUGUUCCAGACGUUCAACGCAAACAUCUCCGUGGCAAACUUUGCUGAGCUCUCGGCCUGCGUGUUCAGCUGGCUGGAGGAGUACUGCAAACCACAGACCCUGCGAGAGGUUGCCCUGGGCAUCCUCCGAAAGACAAAUGAGCAACUGGCCAACCACUGACCAGGGGAUGGAUUGUGUCAUGUUACUAGGGCGAUUCGCCUGACCUCUGUUACUAAAGUUACUCAAAAAGAAAGAAGAAAACAUUUGAAAGGAUUAAUUUGAUCCAAAGUCAAUUAAUUGUGAUAUCCUAGAAUGAAAAUCUUGUUUCCUUUUGAUAAUUGUUCUUCAUCAGAGGUGAAUAAUGUGUUAUGUACAAAA